Molecule: messenger RNA, 1029 nt
Organism: Fomitopsis serialis
Lineage: Eukaryota; Fungi; Basidiomycota; Agaricomycetes; Polyporales; Fomitopsidaceae
Exons: 2
Coding region: 1-1029 (342 amino acids)
Source: RefSeq, a predicted model, not a curated record
AUGCCCGUGUGUACCUUGCUGAAUGCCGUGUUGGUUUGUCGCGCUUGGCACUCCCGAGCCAGUCGCUGCCUCUAUUCCACCGUCGUAAUCAAGUCACGCGCGCACUACGACCUGUUGGUCGAGCAGUCUCGCACGUCGCCUCGCGUCAAGCAAUGGCUUGCGACUACCCGCGAUCUCGUAGCCCUUGGUUCCUACCGAGCCGAGUCACAGCGAGAAGGCAUCCUGUUCCUCGAUACCCUGCCUCUCGUCUUCGCCCAUACAUUACCUGCUCUCCGAGUACUCGACAUCCGUCGAAUGCUGUGUUACAACCUACACCCGACGUUCUACCAUGCCCUCCGUUGCUUCACCCACAUCAUGUCGCUGCGCUUGGAUGAUGCUGUGCUGGGGAAUGUUGCGCAGCUACGGCGGAUCGUCUGCGCGUUUCCGCACCUCGAAGACCUGGCAUUGGACCGGGUGACCUUCAGGCAACCACGUUACGUCAGUUCUCGACCCCCCUAUUGGACAGACACCCCGCUUCGGCCUCAGUCCAAUACACGGCUCAAGGUCCUUACAAUCUCUGCUCAUCCAAAUGCUGGCUCGGACUCCUUCAUCAGCCAAGCCAACUGGCUUGUCACUUCGGCACUGCCAGACGCUAACUGGCGAGCGGUGGCGACCGAGCUGCACGCUACCCUCUCCACGGUCCGGAGUUCCCAGAUCGAGCACAUCACUAUUGACACCAUGAUCUACUUUACGCUCGGCCGCUUGCCAGCAGACAGGGAGGACUGCAUCCCAUCAUGCGGGGAACUCGAGGCCGACCUGCGCAGUAUGCACGACGUCAUGGUUACGCCGUACUUCGAUGGGCUGAAGGACGUCGGUGUCAAGGUGAAGAUCUGGCACGAUAGGAGACGUAGUGCGGACUGGGCGGACGACAUCGCGCGAGCGACCGUUCCCGUGUUUUGUCAAUUCCUUAGGCCGUGGCACAAGCGCGGUUUGGUCGACAUCUCAUACACGACUUGGGGUGGGCUGACGACAAUCGGGAGCUGGCCAUAG